GAUCCCGCAGGACAGAGAAACGAGAGGCGCAGUGAGCAGCUGCAGCUUCUCCUCAGCCCGGACCCCGGACCCAGGACCCCGGACCCAGGACCCAGGACCCCCCGCUCCGCCCGGACCCCCCCGCUCCGCUCUCUCCUCCACAGCUGAGCCGCGCGCCUCCGGACAGGAUGUCGGACCUUCCCAUGAACGACCACCUCGAAGGCAUUCUCUCAGACUUUGAAGCACUGAAAAGAUCUUUUGACGCUGAAGAUGCUGACGACACCCCGUCCUUCUCGCCUGCCUCCCCUGUGCCCACGCCCAUCUCGCCCUCUUCCUGCCACUUCGGACGAUCUCCUCCUUUUACCUUCAACAACAAGAGCCUGGGUUCUUCGGUCCAUCCUCACCCCCACCUGGGUUCCAGGCCCAGCCCCGUGCUUAAAUCCCGCGCUGUGGCCAGCAGCUUGUCCUUCAACCGAGGAACCGCCAACAAGCCGUCCGUCCACAACAACGGCGCCUCCGUGACCAGAGCGGCGUCCUUCCAGAGCAGGCUGAACCCCAGCGCCUUCUCCAUGCUGUCGGGGCCCGGGAGCGACGACGACAGCCUCCACAGCUCCACGUCCAGCCUGGAGUACUCCGGGCUCGGCGGCUACACCCUGCCUCUGGGCAGGAUGGGGUCGUACCACAGCCCUCAGCCCCAGCGCGAGUACCGCGGAGCUCCGGACGCCAGCGUGAAGAAGGCCUCCUGCCAUGGGAGCGUUUUCAGCUCGGAGGCCGGCCAGAGGCAGGCGCUGCUGCAGGGGGUCCAGGAGCCACGGGGGGUGAACCACGGCUCCGUCUCCAUUCACGACAUCCACAUUCCUGGCGGAGUCGAUGCAGCCGGGACGCAGAAGGGUGCUGUGAAGUACCGCGAUGCCAAUGCCAACUGGAAUGGCCAUCUGAGUAACAGCAAUGCUUUUGGGGAAGAGCGGUACGGCGGCUUCAGAAAACUCUCCCAGCAGCAAGACCCUCGAGCCCCGAAGCCCUCCCAGCCCAGAGCCAAAGAAACCCCCCGCCUCAACAAGUUCCCUCUGGAUCUGGACAGUCUGGUCAACAGCAUGUCCCCCUCUUCACCCACCAGCAUCGAGGUGGUACCCAUGAGCCCCUCCCACCCAGAUCCAGCGUCCAGGAGCUCAGGGGGGGCCCAGCAUCACUUUGACCCUCCGUCCAGUGCCGCCAGCCCGUCGGCCUCCCUCAGCAGCCUGGACAGCUCCUCUGACACAGCGCCUCACCCCUUUCACCACCCCUUCUCGAACUUCUCCCCGUGCUCCCCCUCUCAGAGCUCCAGCUCUGUCCCAGAGAUGAUUGCCUCCCAUGUUCCUCUCUCCCCGGCGCAGACCUUCCAGCUGGACAUCCUGCCGAGGCCCCAGGUGGUUCAGGUCGUCCCCACCCUGCCCAGUCCCUCCAGUUCGUCCAGCACGUCCAGCCUGAGAGCCGUCGGCUCUUUGGAAGACGGAGACGACGAUGCCGGAGAUUCCGUCGGCCUGAUCUUACAGCGGAUUGCCUCUUUCUCCUGGCCGGCCCCCACCGACGGUCCGGCCAGCGGCCUGACCCCGUCCCCCGGUGUCCAAAGCAGCAGGGAGUCCACAACCACGUUGGGAGUUCCCGCAUGGAGACAGGAAAAGAAGGAACGGGAAGAAUCCGCCGGAGAGUCGGAGACAGACCGGUCGGCCCCGAUGGAGGAGAGCGGCGAGAAGGAGAGGAGGAUCAUGGCGGACGAGCCGCAGGACGAGGUGAAGGGCGAAGAACACCAGGAAGAGAAGCACACCAUGGAGGAGGAGGGGAAGGGGAAGGAGAAGGGCACUGACGAAGGAGAGAUCCAGAAGGAGUUCCAGCUGGAGGCGGAGCUGAAGGUGGAGGUCGUCCCGGCGGCGCCCGGCCUGCAGGGCCUGCAGGGCGGCCUGGUCCGGGGCGCCGACCUGUUCGGCUACGUGGGCAUCGAGGCCGUUCUGGACCAGAUGAGGCGCAAGACCAUGAAGGCCGGGUUCGAGUUCAACAUCAUGGUGGUCGGUCAGAGCGGUCUGGGGAAAUCCACACUGGUCAACACUCUGUUCAAGUCCAAGAUCAGCCGCAAGUCCUGCUCAGCGAACUACGAAGAGAAGAUCCCCAAAACAGUCAAACUGCACUCAGUCAGCCACGUGAUCGAAGAGAAGGGAGUGAAGAUGAAGCUGACGGUGGUCGACACUCCGGGGUUCGGAGACCAGAUCAACAAUGAGAACUGCUGGGAGCCCAUCGUGGAGUACGUCAACGAGCAGUACGAGAAAUACCUGCGAGAGGAGCUGCAUGUGACCCGCAAGAGGAGGAUCCCCGACAGCAGGGUGCACUGCUGCAUCUACUUCCUGCCUGCCACCGGACACAGGUUACGUCCCAUCGACGUGGAGUUCAUGAAGAGGCUGGGGAAGAUCGUGAGCAUCGUGCCGGUCAUCGCCAAGGCCGACACGCUGACGGUGGAGGAGAGGCAAGACUUCAAGGAGAGGAUAAGAAGAGACUUGGCAGCCAACGGGAUCGGAGUUUAUCCCCAGGCAGAGUACGACGAGGACGCAGAGGAGCGACUGCUCAACGACAGGAUCCGGGAGAGCCUUCCCUUCGCCGUGGUGGGAACCGACAAGGAGCACCAGGUCAACGGGAACAAGGUCCUGGGCCGCAAAACCAAGUGGGGGAUCAUCGAAGUGGAAAACGUGGCGCACUGCGAGUUUGCCAACCUGAGAGAUCUUCUCAUCAGGUCUCACCUGCAGGACCUGAAGGAAGUGACGCACAGCAUCCUGUAUGAGAAGUACCGCGUCCGGCGGCUCAACGAGAGCAACAUCACCUUCAGCGAACUGGGACUGUCCGCCUGGCCUCUGGAGAACGGGACUGACAAAAACGAGUCGGACAGCCACCUCUGAUGGCCUUCCUCCUCCUCCUCCUCCUCAGAGUCCCAUAGGGGAACCAGGACGGGGUUUUUAUGAUCUUUAACGAUGGGACUCAGUAGCGGAAAUGAAUGAAAUGUGUUUUUGAAGGUCAGCAGAACAGAGUGUGACACCGUGAACGGAGGAAAGAGCAGGACCAGAGCCUGGGUCACUAAUCCACCCAUCAGUCCCUCCUCUGUUGGGAGGAUCAGAUCUACCAGGUAUCAACAGCUUCCUUGCCGUAGCCUCACUUUCAUCGCCGUGGCUUAUUUUAUAUUCACGUUUCUGCCUGGAAAUUAAAAUAAAAUACAGCCAGUAAGGUUAGUCUGGUCUGCUGAAGGUAGAAGCCUUGAAGCCUUUAAGAACGGAGGAUGGCGUGGUCAAUCUGUGGAUUCUGACGGCUCCACGGCAGACAGACGCCGCUCAGAAACUCUGCAGUGAUUCUGGUGAAGGCGUUUCCCCAGCUGGCCCACCACGGCUUUAGUUUGUGGACCUUAUGAUACAGAUAGGAUUCAGAUUUAUGAACACAAAUUAACAUGAAUAAAAAACAAAGUGUGAAGAGAAGCUCAAGCCUCUAAAAUCCGUGUUUGCUCACAGCUGAUCAGCAGCAUUUCAGCUCCACCUGAACCUGAACCUGGUACAGAGAUCAUAUCAAGCACAUUUCGAGAACCGGAAGAUGUUGUGUCGUUUUGUUCUCCACGCUGCUUUCUGUGCAUGUGGGUGAGGAAAGGUGCCUGAGCAGCCUCGCCGUUCACUUCCUGAGGAUUUUCACACUCAUCUAUCAUGUUGGGAUGAAAACAGAGGAAAUGCUGACUACAACUUAUUUUAUUACUUUAAUUUGUUUUCAUUAACAUCACCUUACAUUCAGUUCUACAAGUGUGUGUUAAUGAAAUAAAUAUUAGUUUUUAUUCCUUUUUUUUAAAUCAUGAUUCAUUGUUUAAAAAAAACAUGAAGAGAUACUGAGGCAUGCUGGGAAAAACCGUCCACUUCCUGUAGUUUAGCGAACUUAAAACCUCCUCUAGAAACUUCUGCUGAGGAGUUCAUCUCUGAAACCAGGUUUCUGUUUUGUUAAAACACUUCAGAGUGGAGCUGGUUUCAGUGAGCUGAUUAAAGAGAAUUGAUCACAUCCGGGUCGGUUUCUAUAUGCAGACGACUCGUCUUCGUCUCCAGCACAGCUUCUCUUCUUCCUCAUUUUUCAUCCUCCUGAGCCGCUGCUGUCCGGAGUCUUUUCCUCUCAGGCUCAUUGGAACAACAUGCUUUGAAAACAAACUGUUAACCAAGCUUUAACAUAACAGGAGACCGUCGAUGAAAAUCCAGCUGCAGUCUGUGGGUCAGUGGGAAACGCCUUCCCAGCAUGCUUCAGUCCGUCUGUCAGUCUGUUAGAAAUAUUAUAAAGUGGAAGCUGAAACUACUAGUUAGUUUAUUAAAACAUUGUUUAGAACAGAGUUUAUUUUAAUUAUAAUCUAGAGGAAAUAAGAUAAUGAAAUGAUUCUCGGUGUAAAAACAAGACUUUGAAAUCCUCCCUCGCGGUUCCUGACCACGUCAUGUGACGUGUAGAGACUUCAGGUGAAUGUCGGACGAGCCAUCCCCUGAAACUGUCCGGCCUGUUUUCCCGUCCGCUCCGCUCUGCUGCCUGUAAUCCCCUCAUGUUGAUCUGAAUUGAUAGCAGAUUUAGGGAAGUGAAUGAUGAAGCCGUAGACGUCCGGGAGGCCCGUUGCUUGUUUCCGUCAGAGUUUAUUAGCCUUUCUGUUUGAUUCCCGACUGACCGUCGACACUGGAUAGACCUGAUACUGACGCUGUUGAUGUGCUGAAGCGUGUUUAGGAGAAAAACAGUGUUUAAGAUGCUUUUCAAAAGCUUUCAGUCUAUAUUAAAGUGCCAAAAGUAUAGAAGUACAUGAGCAGUGUUGUUUCUUCUGUUUCUUUCACUCAUUUGUUCCGGUUUUCAAACAGUUUUUCCUUGAAGACAUAAGAGUGGACAUUGUUUUGAACUCGUUUUUGAGGUGUAACCAUUGAUUGUUUUCAUUCUUCAGUGUAUUUUCUUAAAAGGUCUUCUUAUUCCUUCUUAUGUGGGUGAUUAAAGCCUAUAAAACAAAUGUUCAAAACAGAAAACAAUGUGAUAACUGAGGUAUUUGUGGUGAAAAAGGUUUAUGCUGGUUGUUUAUGUAUUAAAACCAUGCUGUGUAGCUUUUAAGGGAGUGUU
This is a messenger RNA of Salarias fasciatus (jewelled blenny), 5103 nucleotides long. It is a transcript of the gene septin12, whose product is annotated as septin 12. Gene Ontology annotation, molecular function: GTP binding. The coding region runs from base 168 to 2900 and encodes 910 amino acids. NCBI's taxonomy places the organism in Eukaryota, Metazoa, Chordata, Actinopteri, Blenniiformes, Blenniidae. The transcript has 11 exons. The record is from RefSeq and is a predicted model, not a curated record.